AUGGACCUUGCAGCUUGGCAUCGACAUAUCAAACAGGGUCACAUCCCCUUUCGUGCUGACUGCCGCAUUUGUGGGGAAGCUAUGGGCUGCGACAAACCACACAAGAGGCUUGGGGGGAGCGCCACGAAGUUCACUAUGUCAGCCGACCUUUGUGGACCGUUUCCUGAAGGGAAAGAUUUGGGCACAGGAGUCAUUUGCAAGUACGCACUGGUCUCAACUGUGGCCGUCCCCAUCAUCUCUGAGCUUCCAGGUGAGGUUACUGAGCCAUGCGACACCGCCAAGGAUGUGGAGCACACGGAGGAGAUUCCCUGCGAGCCAGAAGACCGUGACCUAGUCCCUGAAGAUGAAGUCCGGAGGCUCAAUGAAAUGGCUGAGAUUGAGAAGUCUCAAGAACCUCAAGGACAUCAAAAUGUCACCCUGGCUGAAGUGAUUCCUGAUCGCACGGUGGAGUCACUGGUCCGUGCUUUGUCCCGCUUGCACGCCAAGUACCGCAUGCUGGGCAUCCAGGUCUACAGAUUGCACACAGAUCGUGAACGAUCAUUUGCUUCAGCACCAAUUCAGAAGUGGUGUGAACAGCGACAGAUUCGCUUGACUAUGACGGCUGGCGAUGAUUCCAAGGCCAAUGGCCGUGUUGAAGGAGAAGUGAACCAACUCAAACGCCGCACCAGGUUGUUCCUUCAUGAUGCUGGACUACCUCACUCCUUCUGGCCAGUUGCCCUUCGCCAUGCUGCCGAAGAGCGUGUUCGACUACAACUUGAACGACUCGGGCUGGAAAGUCCUCCUAUGCUUCGCUUCGGAGCAUCAGUUUUGGUCAAAUCCAAACGAUGGCAUCGUGCAGGUCAGCUCUCUAUGCCAUACCGAACUAUGCAACUCCUUGGUCCCUGCCCAUACAUGUCGCAUGGCUGGAUUGUCCGGGACAAGAAGGGCCAAUUGUUGCACGCGCGCACUGUACUUGAACCAUCGCCGGUAGCCGAUCAGGCGAUCAUGGAACUCCAAGAGGUGCCUGCUGUGAAGCAUCGCAUCGCUGGAAAACACCCACCUCCACUACCUGACCAUCCACUGGCUGGCCGCGUGGGAGCGCUCUAUGAGGAGUCGGUUCCAGCUCUAGCAACUUGCAGAGCUGGCGGGGAGGACUCUUUGGAUUCUUUGGACUGGUCUUCAUCGUUGGAUGUUGGCAAGUCGCUUUCACUGGGGCUGGAGCCAAAGGGGGAGUUGGAGGAGGUGAAUGGUGGCCACAAACUACAUGAUAAAGUUGAACCUGGUGAUGAACUUUUGCACCAUGACCUUCAGGGGGAGGUCGAAGAUUCACUGCUGUGUGAUUGGCAGCAGGUGGAAAAGUGGCAUGAGCUUGAACAACAACGACACUGGGCGCUCAAACAGCUUUGGUGUCAAGGCCUUCGUGAAGUUGCAGUUGGUGAGAACUCCGGCAGUGUCCAUGGCAGCUGGCUUCAUGAAGUUGAACUACUCCUCAAGGGUGCUGAAGAUCAACUGUCGUUUCAGCACUCUGCAAUCGAGAACUUCAAGCUGUCGGCAUUGGCUCCAUCAAUGGGAACCCCAGAUGCUCCAGCAACAGUGCUUCAGACCUAUACGGUCUCACUACAGCAAGUUCGCAGGGAAUUGGAAAAAUGGAAACCUCCUCUGCGUGAUGAAUAUGGACAGCUGGUGUCCUCAACUCAGGCAAUCAAGCCUACCACAGAGGAAAAGUUGCGCCUGGAUCCAAGAUUUCCCACUAUGGAGCUGGCUCCAGCGAUGCUUGUCAAUGAAGAGAGCAACAACUCUGCAGGUGAGACUCAGCCCAAGGACUCAAACCCGUUCUCGCUCUAUGCAGGUGGAGCAGAUGGAACCACUUUGCGCUGCUUGAUGAAAUGUGCGGCUGAAAACUCUUGGUCAGUCGGCACGGUGGACAUCAAAACAGCAUUCCUUCUUGCACCACGACCUGAUGAACAAGAACGUCUUCUCGUCGCUCGUCCGCCAAAGGUGUUAAUUGAAGCUGGAAUUUGCGACGCUUCGGAACUCUGGGAGAUCUCUCAUGCCGUCUACGGGCUGAACGAUGCUCCAACGAACUGGUCGCAGUACCGUGACCGUGAACUACCUCAACUGCGCUUCUCGGCAGGAGGUCAUGACUACCAGCUGGUGUCCACACCGGAGCCGAACCUUUGGAAGUUGAUCAAGACCGACCCUGGUGCUGUUCCGCAGGAGGACAACUCUGAAGGCUUCCUCGCUGUGUACGUUGAUGACAUGCUUGUUGCUGCACCAGGUCCCUUGGCAAAGUCGGUGAUCGAUGGGAUUCGGGCUCAUUGGCGGUGUUCGGAACCAGAGUGGGCAUCGGCAGAAAAGGCCAUCAAGUUUUGUGGCUUUGAGAUCAGUUGCAGCGACGAUGCGGUAUCAAACCACGUCAAACGCCUCUUCCUUUGGGAGUUCAAGAUGAAGUUGAAGCUGAUGUGCAAAUCUCCCAAGUCCGACGAGCUCAAGCUUUGGUCGGAGAACUUCUUUGGUUGA
Durusdinium trenchii is the source of this 2499-nucleotide messenger RNA. NCBI's taxonomy places the organism in Eukaryota, Dinophyceae, Suessiales, Symbiodiniaceae. The record is from the annotation of a GenBank genome assembly.